Molecule: messenger RNA, 2091 nt
Organism: Truncatella angustata
Lineage: Eukaryota; Fungi; Ascomycota; Sordariomycetes; Amphisphaeriales; Sporocadaceae
Exons: 2
Coding region: 1-2091 (696 amino acids)
Biological process (GO): heme biosynthetic process
Cellular component (GO): mitochondrial inner membrane
Molecular function (GO): protoporphyrinogen oxidase activity, oxygen as acceptor
Source: RefSeq, a predicted model, not a curated record
AUGAGGCGGCGGUCCGCUCCUCUAUCCAAGCUUCACAGGGCCGGAAGGGGCCUGAGCUGCCUUGCACUGGGUCGCACUCAACCUCUCAGACUUGCACAGGUGCAGCGUUUAUCUGCCGUCGGCGGCAACCCCCGAGCCUAUGCUACUGUCGCUAAAGCCCACGACGAGGACAAGUCACAGCCGCCGCGCCAGAUCGCCGUCCUCGGAGGCGGGCUCACCGGUCUUACGGCGGCGCACUACCUGGCCAGACACGCGACGAAUGCUCACAUUACUCUCUACGAGGGAGACAACAGGCUGGGUGGCUGGAUCGAUGGCAAGCGCGUUCGAGUAUCAGGCGGCGACGGAGAAGAGGUACUGAUGCAACGUGGAGCGCGCAUGCUGAGGUCGGGGGCUACAUCAAACAAGUACGAAGAUUUGGUCUUCUACGAUGUUGUAGCAAACCUGAAUCUUCAAGACAAAGUAUUAUAUCCCAAGGGAGCCGCCGAGUCGCGUUACAUCUACUACCCCGACCACCUCGUUCAGCUUCCUUCGAAGAAGCUAUCGUUCGAAAACAUCAUCAAGACCAUACGCUCCAUUUUGACAGAGCCCUUAUGGACCGGAUGUUUCAGUGCUGCUGCCCGCUGGAGCAGGCACUUCACCCGCAAUCCUGCAUUGGUAGAACAGAGGAGAAAGGCCAUCAAGGAUACGCGCACCGUGUUUGACAAGGACGAGUCUGUUGCCGAUUUCCUUGGGCGAGUCUUCGGCAACAAGAACUCGCCUCCUAUCACAAAUAUCGUCUCUGCUAUGCUUCAUGGAAUAUACGGCGGCGACGUACACAAGCUCAGUGCUAAGCAUACCAUCUUUGAAAAUUUCUGGCAACAGGACAUGUUCCCCUUGCAUCAGGGCCUUUCCUGGAUUGCACGAAAGGAGUUUUUUUUGCAAUACGAUAUCCUAGAUGGACCCAACAGGCUUGCUGUCAUCGAGAUGGCCGAAAAGGCCAGAAACCAUAACCUGCUUGCCUUCAGUGACGGACUUGUGACCCUCGUUGAAGCCUUUGAAGCCGACCUGAGAGCCAUGAAGAACGUUACCAUUAAGCAGAACACCCCUAUCACGGCUCUCGAACUCCAAGACAACAAGGUCGCUGUCGAUGCCGGUCCAGGUUCUGGCAAAUACGACCAGGUAUUGAGCACGUUGUUCUCAGGGGACGUUGCCGAACUAGCAAAGCCGGCAAACUCACUCCCGUCGCUUGCUGCUACUGAGGCCGUUUCUAUCAUGGUCGUCAACCUGUACUACCCUAACCCAGAUCUGCUCAAGGAGAAUCCAGGGUUCGGUUAUCUGAUUCCUCAAUCUGUCCCUCCGGAGGAGAAUCCUGAGUGUGCUCUUGGCGUGCUGUUUGAUUCAGAUAUCGAAAUGGGCAAGGAUGUCCAGGGCACCAAACUCACUGUCAUGCUCGGUGGUCACUAUUGGAAUGAUUGGUCCAUUCUCCCGGACAAGGAGACGUCCACCGCCAUGGCCAUGGCCGUUGUUGAGCGGCAUCUGGGAAUAUCCCCAGAAGAGCCGGUAACAACUAGUGCGAAGAUGUGCCGCAACUGUCUUCCACAGCAUAAUGUUGGCCACGUUGACCGUCUACGCAGAGCGCACUACGAGCUAUCCUCCGCCUUUCAGGGUAAGCUGACUGUCGCAGGGCCUAGUUACACUACUGUUGGCGCGAUCGGAUCUAUGCGUGCCGGAUAUGAUGCAGCUAUGCGUAUUGCAAGGGGCCAUGGCCAACCUUGGUUCCAGCGCUCGGAAAAGGGGUUAGGAAUGUGGAACUGGCAUUUUGAAAUGCUUGAACGCGCCGAGAAGGAGCUAGGCAUCGCCGUACAAAUGCCUCUGGAUCAUGUGGGAACCACAGGCCUAGAAUGGGCGACUGAGAAUCAAACGUCGCAGAUCGGUGAGAUGCCGGCUGAGAAUCUUUGGUUCAAGGAGUGGACCAGGGAGAAUGAGAGGUUCUUAGACGACGAUGGUAAUUGGACGGUUGACACUGAUGAGCUCUUCAAGACGCCAGGAUUGUCACGUGGCCGUGCCGAAAGGUUGGAGCAGAUGCGGGCAAGCGACGACGAGAAGAACUAG